AUGGAUGAAGCUGGCUUAAAAGAAAUUAUUUUAUCGCCUGAAGAAAAGGCCAAAAAAUUACAAGAAUUAUUGAAAUUAUUGCAGUUGAAUAAUGGUGAUAUCACAAAACUUACUCAACAACAAAGAAAGGAAAUGAAAGACUACAAAUUUUGGAGUACUCAACCAGUUCCAAGCUUUGACGAAAAAGUUAGUGCUGAAGGUGCAAUUGAUAAAAUUAAGACUCCAGCUGAUAUUCCUGAUGAACCAUUGCCAAUGGUAGCCGAUUUUGAAUGGUCCACUAUAGAUGUGGAUGAUGCUAAGGACUUAGAAGAUGUUUUUGUUUUAUUAAAUGAAAAUUACGUCGAAGAUCGUGAUGCUGAAUUUAGAUUUAAUUAUUCCAAGGAAUUUUUCAAUUGGGCUUUAAAGAGUCCAGGAUGGAGAAAAGAUUGGAAUGUUGGUGUUAGAGUUAAAUCUACAGGAAAAUUAGUCGCUUUCAUUUCUGCUAUACCAGUUCAUUUAAAUGUCAGAGAAAAGUCUAUCAAAAGUGUAGAGAUUAAUUUCUUAUGUGUUCAUAAACAAUUAAGAUCAAAGAGACUGACUCCAGUGUUAAUUAAAGAAAUUACAAGAAGAGUAAACAAACAAGACAUUUGGCAAGCUUUGUAUACAGCUGGUAUUGUACUACCUUCUCCACUUAGUGUAUGUAGAUACACUCAUCGUCCAUUGAAUUGGGCAAAAUUAAACGAAGUUGGAUUUACACCAUUACCACCAAAUUCGACAAAGACUGAAAUGGUUGCCAAAUACACAUUACCAAAGAAAACCACUUUGAAAGGUUUAAGACCGCUAGAAGAAAAAGAUAUUGAUGAAACUUUAGAACUUCUAACUAAAUAUCAAAAGAGAUUUGAUUUAACUCAAGUAUUUACUAGAGAAGAAUUUGAACAUUGGUUUUUAGCUGAUGCACACCAUAAAACAUUGCCAUACAAAAAUAAAGUCAUAUUCUCUUAUGUUCUUGAAAAUAAUGAGGGGAAAAUUACUGAUUUCUUCUCCUUCUACUCUUUACCAUUUUCAAUUCUAAAUAAUCCAACUUACAAAGAAUUAGGAGUUGGUUACUUGUUUUAUUAUGCCUCUGAUGCGGAUUUUGCAUAUAAUGAUAGAUUUAAUGAGGAAGCCACUUCUGCUUUAAAGAAGAGACUUGUCAAAUUGAUGAAUGAAGCCUGUAUACUUGCUAAUAAUGCAGGCCUGGAUGUUUUCAAUGCCUUAUCUUCUCAAGAUAAUAAUCUAUUUUUAGAUGAUUUGAAAUUUGGUUUGGGUGAUGGGUUAUUAAAUUUCUAUUUAUUCAAUUACAAAGCUUUCCCAAUUGAAGGUGGUCUAAAUGAAGACCACUCUCUUGAUGUUAGCAAACGUAGUAACGUUGGUGUUGUCAUGCUAUAA
Messenger RNA from Henningerozyma blattae CBS 6284, 1407 nucleotides. It is a transcript of the gene NMT1, whose product is annotated as glycylpeptide N-tetradecanoyltransferase NMT1. The coding region runs from base 1 to 1407 and encodes 468 amino acids. Gene Ontology annotation, molecular function: glycylpeptide N-tetradecanoyltransferase activity. Gene Ontology annotation, biological process: N-terminal peptidyl-glycine N-myristoylation. The transcript has a single exon. Gene Ontology annotation, cellular component: cytoplasm. The record is from RefSeq and is a predicted model, not a curated record. NCBI's taxonomy places the organism in Eukaryota, Fungi, Ascomycota, Saccharomycetes, Saccharomycetales, Saccharomycetaceae.